AUGGAACAUACGGUAGUUCGAGGCUUUGAUGGGGGGCGCAACAUUACGACAAGUGUAGUCUAUCACAAUGACGACUACCCGGGGCCCUCUUCUUUGAAUGGUUUAGCCAAGGACUAUAGACACGAACCUCCCGACCCGAAUAUGGGACUGGAGAAAGAACACAGGCAUAACCCCCCAGAUCCUAUGAUUGGCCUAGAAGGGGGUUAUAGUCAUGAACCCCCGGACCCAAACCUUGAGCACCCAACUGAGGGUGCUUGUCCGGAAGAAACCAUGCUUGAAGUGCCAAAGGAGCCAGCAGAUUUUGCCCUUGAUGCCGCGUGCCGGCAGCGCCAGUUGGGAGCGGCUUCAACCUCAUUCAAGCGCUCCCUAAAACUGUUGUUGGCAUUUCACCGUCCUUCCUUUAUUUGUUUACUAGAACCCAAAGUUUCGAGCAACCAAGCUAACAAACUUUGUUCAGGUUUUGGCUUUGAUGAGUGGAUUAGGGUAGAAGCGGUAGGAUUCUCAGGAGGCAUCGGGUUAUUAUGGAAAAAGUCAGUCACCAUCAAUGUUAUUAACACCCACCCUCAAUACAUAUCAGUGCAAGUUAUGGAAAGAAAUUUGGAGCCUUGUUAUAUCUCUAUGGUAUAUGGGAGCCCAGAUCACCAACUAAGGAAGAGAUUAUUUUCUGAUCUCUCUGGGAACACGCUUGAUCCCCAAGGGUCUUGGAUGACAGCGGGCGACUUUAAUUCUAUUACAUGUAGAGAAGAAGUCAGCAACCCAGAAAACUUCAACUACUCCAGGUGUUCAGACUUCAACGAAUGGAUAUUCAACGAAGGACUAGUAGAUCUUGGCUAUAUGGGCUCUAUGUUCACUUGGAUGAGGGGCAUAAACUCGGAUUCAUUCAAAGGAGCCAGAUUGGACAGGGCAUUAGGCAAUGUGAACUGGAAGUUGCAGUUUCCCAACACCAGCAUGCAGCAUCUACCCAUCACUGGAUCGGACCAUUCACCUCUGUUGAUCGAUACUAGGACGAAUCAGGAGACGAACAGGCCAAAAUCCUUUAAAUUCAAUAUGGCCUGGGCGACACACACCACAUUCAAAGCAGUGGUGGAUGCUAACUGGAACAAAAACCUCGAUUUAGAAUCUAAUAAGAGCAAGAGGAAGAAGAGGCUAAUAGCAAGGAUCGAAGGCAUACAACGGAAGGUCACCCAGAGCACACGAUCCGAUUUAAUCAAGCUAAACAGGAAACUGCAAAUGGAAUUGGAGGAAACUCUCUAUCAGGAGGAACUCAUUUGGUUCCAACGAUCUAGAGAGGAGUGGAUAACUUCUGGAUAUAGGAACACAAGACACGGUAUGGAACGAACUGGAUUUGCCCCUUACACUAGAAGAAACCAAGAAGAACUUGUUCUAAAUGGCUCCUUGCAAAGCCCCGUGACCAGAUGGGGCUGCAACGAUACUCUGAUCUCACUCAUACCGAAGGUCCCCAAUCCAACUAGUGUCAAGCAAUACCGCCCUAUAAGCCUAUGCAACGUCUCCUACAAAUUGAUAACCAAAAUUAUGGCAUCACGAUUGAAGAAUAUGUCAAGGAAACUGAUCGGACCACACCAAACCAGCUUCGUACCGGGAAGACAAAUUUCAGAUAAUGUCCUUCUUUACCAAGAAGUGCUCAGCUCAAUGAAGAACAAAAAAGGAAAAAGUGGUUGGAUGGUAAUGAAGAUCGACUUGGAAAAAGCUUAUGACAAACUUUCAUGGGACUUCAUCAAGGAUACCGUCGAAGACAUUGGUUUAAAUGAUACAUGGACCAAACGCAUACUGGAAUGCGUUUCUUCCCCUAGGCUAGCAGUACUGGUGAACAGGCAGAAAAUGGAAUGGUUCAAACCCACGAGAGGAAUUCGUCAGGGAGACUCCAUCUCACCCCUUAUUUUUGUUUUAUGCAUAGAAAGGCUAAGCCAUAUUAUUCAAUCUUCCAUUAACAGUGGGCAUUGGAAAGGGAUAAAACUUUCCAGACAAGGACCUCAUAUCACCCAUCUUUUCUUUGCAGACGACUUGGUACUCUUCGGGGAAGCAACGGAGCAGCAAGCACUGGAGAUGAAAACCUGCCUCGAUACAUUUUGUAAAUGCUCAGGUCAGAAACUUAGCUUGCAGAAAUCAACCCUUUUCUUCUCUAAAAACACAGAGGGAAGCCUCCAACAAAGGAUAGCUGCAGUAGUGGGAAUUCCAAUUGUUUCUAACAUGGGAAAUUACCUGGGGAUCCCAUCAUUCCAUGGAAGGAUCAAAAAUGAAACCUUUGCAGGCGUGCUCGAAAGAAUACAAUCCAGACUAGCAGGAUGGAAAUCAAGAACCCUCUCCUUUGCCGGCAGAAUAACCUUGGUACAAUCCGUAUUGAUUUCAAUCCCCUUUUAUUACAUGCAAACAAUACUACUACCGACAGGAGUGAUCUCAAACAUCGAGAAGCUAAUCAGAGGCUUCCUAUGGGGAAGCAAUGAAGGAGAAAGGAGAUGCCACCUUAUCAAUUGGGAAACUGUAACAAGAAGCAAAACACAUGGGGGAUUAGGCAUCCGUAAACUAGAUCGUAUGAAUCUAGCCUUCCUCGCCAAGCUUGGAUGGAGACUUUUACAAGACGAGGAAAGCCUAUGGUCUAGAGUGUUCAAGAACGACAGAUGGAUUCUCGACACCCCACUGUUCGAACUCGCGACCAACUAUGUGCCAAUCUCUGAGAGAAAUAGAAGUGUUGCCAGUUACUGGAGUUUGGAGGAAGGUUGGCUAUGGAACCAGUUUGAUGAUUUUUUACCAACAGAAGUUUUGGAUAAAUUAGCUGCUGUCAUAUUAAGUGAAGACCAAAACGAGCAAGACUCCACCCAUUGGAGCAAGGAGACUACAUGA
Messenger RNA from Ipomoea nil (Japanese morning glory), 2859 nucleotides. RefSeq lists its product as uncharacterized. The coding region runs from base 1 to 2859 and encodes 952 amino acids. The transcript is spliced from 6 exons. The record is from RefSeq and is a predicted model, not a curated record. NCBI's taxonomy places the organism in Eukaryota, Viridiplantae, Streptophyta, Magnoliopsida, Solanales, Convolvulaceae. Gene Ontology annotation, molecular function: catalytic activity.